AUGGAUCUCAAAGGCUCGUGCUAUUGCAAGGCUGUCACCUUCAGCCUGACUUCGAGCUCUCCCGUUCCGUACUUGGCUACUCAACAAAUCACGCAGAGAUGUUUCUGUUCGAUCUGCCGCAAGACAGCAGGCGGUGGCGGCUAUGCCAUCAACUUGGGUGCCUCGUCUGACUCGCUCAAGAUCAAGGGCGAAGGGAACAUCACGCGAUACAAGCCAUUGGGAGAUAAAGCCGGCGAGAGCAGAUCCUUCUGCAAGACGUGCGGCUCUGCCCUCUGGAACUACGACAAGAGGUGGCCAGACUUGAUCCACCCGUUUCCUUCCGUCAUUGACACGGAACUGCCAGUCCCUCCCGAGUUCUGCGACAUGAUGCUCGGCUCCAAGCCAGCCUGGGUAUCGCUUGACAAGCCUUGCGAGGAAUACGAUGAAUACCCCAACAAGUCCCUUGACGAAUGGCACAAAUCACACGGCUUCAAAUAUUGA
Molecule: messenger RNA, 480 nt
Organism: Mixia osmundae IAM 14324
Lineage: Eukaryota; Fungi; Basidiomycota; Mixiomycetes; Mixiales; Mixiaceae
Exons: 4
Coding region: 1-480 (159 amino acids)
Molecular function (GO): carbon-sulfur lyase activity
Source: RefSeq, a predicted model, not a curated record